This is a messenger RNA of Rhodotorula toruloides NP11, 870 nucleotides long. Its product is annotated as zinc finger, TRAF-type domain containing protein. The coding region runs from base 1 to 870 and encodes 289 amino acids. Gene Ontology annotation, molecular function: zinc ion binding. The record is from RefSeq and is a predicted model, not a curated record. NCBI's taxonomy places the organism in Eukaryota, Fungi, Basidiomycota, Microbotryomycetes, Sporidiobolales, Sporidiobolaceae. The transcript is spliced from 3 exons.
AUGGGCAUCCCUCUUGACCGCUUCAAGUUCUCUUGGGAGGUUCAGGACUUCGUCAAGUGCGCAGGGUGCCGCCAGGUCGCCUAUGAACCGUACUUCAUUUGCCCGAACGAGCACGUCAAGUGCGCGGCCUGCAUCCAGCCUCCCGCCGCCCCCAUUGUGGGCGCUGUUGCCGCACCUCCUCCUGCCGGUCCAGUCGCCGCCAACUGCGGUGUCUGCUCUCGCGCGCUUCUCGCCCAGCCUCGCCCCUCGCCGCUGUUGAAGAGGACGAUCGAAGCCAGGACGAUCAUCUACUCGCAGCUCUCGACUCACUACGACACCUGUCCCGAGAAGAAGAUCGAGUGCCCGCAGGGCGGCAAAAUCUGCGGCGGCAGGGCCUCGCACGGCUUCCGAAAGCGUCGCUUGAUGCCCAAGCACCUCGAGACGGAGUGCGCUCAGUGGAAGUGCCGCGCUACCAAGGGCUGCCCGACGAAGACGACUUCGGCUAACCUCGAGGCGCACGAGAAGGCGUGCCGUGUUGCCAACGACAAAUUUGCGCAGCUCAAACAGUCUAUCAAGGAGAAGCAGGCCUCGAACGAGCUUCUCUCGAAUGAGGUCGACAGGUUGUCCAAAAUCGCUGUCUUCUACGACGAGCUGAUGGAGAAGCGCUCGAGCAUGAUCAACUCGACGACGAUGACCGACAAGGAGGUCACGCCUGCUGCCAAAACUGCCGUCUCGACGCAGGGCGUCAAGCGCUCUCUUCGUCUCGCUUCCAAGCGCGGUCCGCCCGAUGGUCCCGCCCUGGACGGUGCGGCUGCCUCGAGUUCUUCGGUUACUGGUGCCUCGACUACCGACUUGUCUCGCUCUGCCAAGACGAGGCGUACCGAGGCGUGA